Messenger RNA from Exserohilum turcica Et28A, 1580 nucleotides. RefSeq lists its product as uncharacterized. The transcript is spliced from 6 exons. Bases 37 to 1455 code for a protein of 472 amino acids. Gene Ontology annotation, cellular component: extracellular region. The record is from RefSeq and is a predicted model, not a curated record. Lineage: Eukaryota; Fungi; Ascomycota; Dothideomycetes; Pleosporales; Pleosporaceae.
ACCGCUGUCUCGAUACUUUUCCACGCUGCCACAAACAUGUUCCUGCACACAGCUCUGCUUUCCUUGUCCGCCCUUGCGGUGGCCAAGGAAAUGCCCAAAGAUGAGUACAAAGCGGCAAAGCUUUACGACUCUGGUAUCAGGCACGAGAACAACGUGGCCCUGAAGAAGGAGUCGUGGGCUCGGCAAGAGGCUGCGGGCAUGUACAACUCUGCUCAGUAUGCCGAGAUCAAGGACAAGGUCGAGUGCGUCAACGGCACUGCCAUCGCAGGCACCGACGUCUUCAAGUGCAGCAACAUCGACCUUCUCCAUUUCUUGUCCCAUGCUGAGCUCGGCAGUCAGCGUGGUGUUGGAUCUUCGUCAUGGGGCUGGACAUCGGAAGAUGGUCGCGAGUUUGUUGCAAUCGGGCAACAGGAUGGUGCGGCCUUUGCUGAAAUUACCAAGGAAGGCAAACUAUCCUACCUCGGACGCCUACCUGCCUACUCGUCCCCUAGCACCUGGCGCGAGAUCCGAGGUCAGAACAACCUGAUGAUCAUCGGUAGCGAGGCUCAGGGACACGGCAUCCAGAUCUUCGACAUGAAGAAGUUGCUUACCAUUGACCCUGCGUCACCAGUGACAUUCAGCAACAGCAAGGAUCUCACUGGCCACUUCAAGGGACUUCCUGUUGGCCGGACUCACAAUGUCGUGACCAACCCUGAGACCAACUUCAUCUACGCUGUAGGAGCGCAGCCCAGAACUGACAAGUGCAAAUCUGGUAUCAUCUUCAUUGAUAUCACCGAUCCUUCGAAGCCAACAAGCCCCGGAUGUGCGUCCGAAGAUGGCUACGUGCAUGAUGCUCAGUGUCUCAUAUACCGUGGACCCGACAAAGAGUUUGCAGGCCGCGAAAUUUGCUAUGGCUACAAUGAGGAUUCGCUCACAAUCUAUGACGUGACAAACAAGAAAGCCCCCGUCAUUCUGUCAAACACGUCGUAUGAAGGCGCAGCAUACACCCACCAAGGCUCCGUCUUGGACCCCAUGAACCAGCAGUAUCUGCUUCUGGACGACGAGUACGAUGAGUACGACAAGGUCGGCCCUGGUGCCCCCGGACACCCCAUUACAUACAUUUGGGACAUUUCGUCUCUACGUGCGCCAAAGCAGACGGGGCUGUACAAGAGCGGCGCCAGGGGUAUCGACCACAACCAGUACGUUGCUGAUGGUUUCGCAUACCAAUCCAACUACGGCACUGGCUUCCGCGUUCUAGAUGUUCGCUCGAUUCCCCAGGACCCAACCGGUGCUGGUGUCAAAGAAAUUGGCUUCUUUGACAUCUACCCCGAGGAUGAUGACCUUCCCGGAGGUGGCACUGUCGACUUUGUUGGAAGCUGGUCAAGCUAUGCGCUUUUCAAGAGUGGCCACAUCCUGAUCAACACCAUGGAGCGAGGCGCCUUUAUUGUAAAAAUGCAGGAAGGUUCCAAGAAGUAGACGGGCAGGAUGGGAGGAAUCAGGACAUUGUACGUAGUAAUAGCAGGCGAUGCGGUGUUAUAGGCUGUGGCCAGACGCAGUCAGCAUCACUGUAGCUCCGCAUAUACCUCCGAAAUACGUACUGU